This is a messenger RNA of Hibiscus syriacus, 5448 nucleotides long. RefSeq lists its product as uncharacterized. The record is from RefSeq and is a predicted model, not a curated record. Gene Ontology annotation, cellular component: nucleus; exosome (RNase complex). The transcript is spliced from 10 exons. Gene Ontology annotation, molecular function: protein binding; metal ion binding. Lineage: Eukaryota; Viridiplantae; Streptophyta; Magnoliopsida; Malvales; Malvaceae. The coding region runs from base 224 to 5158 and encodes 1644 amino acids.
AUCUUUUCUUCGUUUGUUUAACUGGUUUUUGGCUGCUGUCGAGAUAUAGGGAAGUGUUCAUUUCUAUGAAAAAUCAUUUGUCCAAGUUUACAGAUUUAUUGUGCAUAUAUAUAUGGUUUUAUGAGCUUUUGAUUAUGGUAGCGGGCUGUUUGUGUUUGGUUGCUGAGAAAUCGAGGAGAAGGGAAAGAAAAUAUUUCAUCGCUUUCUGUCUUGAAUAAGAUAAAUGAAGGCAAACCUGGAUUACUCCACUGCACAGUCUAGUGGUACUAUUGCCCCACCUACGAGGCCUAAUGUAGUGCCUUCAGCAGUAAAACCCAUACUACCAAAUCUCUCUGGGAAUGCUAUUGCUGGAAAUAAUAUUGCCAGUGCUGCUGACGCUCUCUCACAACAACCAAUUCCACCAAUGAAUCAGAAAAAUGUUGAGAAGAAUCCGUUGCUAGUUAAAUCCACUAAUCGUAGUUGGUAUGCACCUUCUGGAGUCGGCAAUAAUCUUGUAAUACGCUUCUCAGAUGAUGACAGUGGAAGUGACUUGGAAGAAUGCAGUCGACAAAAACCUGUUGAAAAUAAAUCCAACUCAACUUGGGAUGGUUCACAGAGACCCCUAACUUUAUCUGCACAAAAGAUAAACAACUUAGGACAGACUUCUAGGAAUAUUACCAGAGUAAUUCCCAAGAAACCUUUAAGCCGUACAUUUACCUCAUCCAUGACCAAGACCAAUGGUGGGGCCAAUUCCAAGGUUCUUGUUUCUUCGGUUGAUCAAGGAUCACAAGUUAGAUAUUUUAAUUCCCGCAACAAAAAUGUGGCAUGCCAAGAUCUUAUGCCUGAGCAAGGUGUAGUUUCUAACAGUAGUAAACUACAGGACUUGAGGCAGCAGAUUGCACUUCGGGAAAGUGAAUUGAAGCUUAAGGCUCAACAUAAGGAAACAGCAACUAUGAACCUAGAAAAUAGUGGAGGAAGGAAGUGGAUUGCAACUUCAGUGUAUGCUGGUUCAAUAGAUCCAAAAGAACCACAGAAGAAACGCUUGAAAGCCGGCGAUUCUAAUUUUACCCAGUCAAAUUCAGGUGCCCAACCAGAGGUACGUUAUGUAAAAUCUAAUUCAGUGCCAAAAGACCAAAAAAUGGAGACAAACAAUUUUCAUUUCAAGGAUAAGGUUGAGCAAAGCAAGAAAGUAGCUCCAGUAAGCAAAGCCAUGCCAAGCGUUAAAUGGAAAAAGAAAGAUGACAAGCUGGUUGAUAUUUCAUCAGAUGAUACAUCUAAAGUGGUGAAGGAUGGUGUCGACUUGCUUAAGAAUUUGCAACAAUCCAAAAGGUCCAGUAGGGUGGUUGAUCCAAGUGUUUUAGCAAAUAAGACUGCAGCUUUAACAAACAUAAGUGCCACUGCUAUGCCAAAUAACUCGAAAUCUCAGGAUACUGCAAGGCUGUGGAACUGUUUGAGUAAUGUAAAUAUCUCUGGUCAUUCUAAUGUAGAUGUGAAUAUACAUUCUUUAAUUGAAAUUGAGGAAAAUCUGGACAAGGAGCUAGAGGAAGCACAAAACCACAGACGCUUGUGUGAAAUUGAAGAAAAAAAUGCGCUUAAAGCUUACCGGAAAGCUCAGAGAGCCUUGAUUGAAGCUAAUGCUAGGUGUACAGAUCUUUAUCGUCAGAGGGAACUUUGUUCAGCCCGCUACAGAUCUUUAAUUGUGGACAAUUCCUGUUUAUUAUGGUCUUCCAGGAAACAUGAACACACUGGAGCUGGAUUGGAUAUCUCAGAUGAUGUUCCUGAAAAUAUGAACUUUGUACCGACAUCUAAUAGACUACUGCCUGCCUAUGACAGUCUUCAUCAACCCGGGAACGAUGCAAACGUCCAAUGUAUAAAUAUAGCUCAUCACAAUAUGUCUCUACAGCAUAACAAUGGACAAAAUUUGGGUUCUGAGCCAUGCAGUGAGCAGGAUGCUAGUACAUCAGAGCCAUUUCCUCAUAAUAGCAACAAUGCUGCUAAUGGAUUAAGAUCUCCGUGCAGCCCUAUUAUUUCAGCAGAUGAAGGGACAUCUCUAAUGGACCGUGAUUCUAAUCAACCUGGUCUUGACUAUCAGCAAAAACAACAAAACUCUGAAGUAAUUGAAAAGAAUGCAAAUAAUGAGUCUAGCAAUCAGGAUUCUUUGCUUCUUGAAGCAUCAUUGAGGUCUGAACUAUUUGCAAGGCUGGGGGUGAGAACUUCAUCAAAGAACAUUGAUUCAUGUUACAAUGAGCCUUCUAUUGAACGAGGGGCUGAAAAUGAUGUUGAAAGUGAAAAGACCCAGAUGAGCAAUGGUAGUAUUACGCACUCAGAGGCAGAGAAAAAGCAUCAAUUUGAUGUUUCGGGCCCUGAAAAACCAAAUGAAGUUACACCAGAAGCUGUGGAGAAUGAGGACCAGCACCAGGAAAAAAAUAAUAUUCUAAAGUUUGACUCUUCAGCAAAUGUAGCGGAAAAUGGAUUUUCUGCUGGAUGUCACUUUUCAGUGUCAUCUUCAAUAUUUUCACCUUCCAUUUUGAGGAGUGCAAUUGGCCAUUUGAAGGCCUUGUCUCCUAUCUCCAGACAAAGGGAGGAUCAUGUCUACGGUGAAGAGGCUGCUUACGUCAACAUCGAUGAAAUUAAACAGUCUAGUCAGAUUACAAACUCUUUAGAGGAGGCCAUUCGUGAUUUAUCUGGGAAACGAAUGGGCUCAUAUAUGUGCGAUAUUGCAAUUGACCCAUCUUGGCCCCUAUGCAUGUAUGAGCUUCGAGGAAAAUGCAACAAUGAUGAAUGCCCCUUUCAACAUGUGAAGGAGUUGUCUAAGAGAGAUACAUAUCUGAAUACAAAUGAUGAUUCUGACAGUGCUGAUUCUCAGCUUGUUCUGGCAUCAUAUCAAGAGCAAAGUAAUGGUCCAACAACACUUGCCAGAUAUCAUGAUGUUUUCAUUUCACCAACUUAUAUUGUCAGCUUAGAUAUUCUGAAAGCUGAUCCACACGGAUCCGUUGUUCCUUGGGGAAAUGCACACUGCUGGUGGAAGUAUUUCAGUAUUUGCUUAUCUCUAUCAAGCAUUUUUCAGAAAGAUUUACCUACAGAUGAAUCUUUCUUGCAUGGUGAUGAUGGUCGUAUCGAAGUAUAUGGCAGCUGGAAUAGACAAUCCUCAUAUUUCCGAAGUAGAAAUGGAAUAGCGAAAAAACUCAACCAAUCUUUUGAUACGAUGAUUCAGUCCUUGGAGAUGGCUUUGCUUAUCCUCAACCAGGAGGUUAACAAAUUGGAGGGUAUGAAAAAGGCUCUUUCUUUGCUUUCACGGUCCCUCGAGGCUGAUCCAGCAUCAGAAAUUCUAUGGAUGGUUUACCUGCUUAUUUGCUAUAGCCGUAGGCUGUUUGUUGGAAAGGAUGACAUGUUCUCUUUUGCGGUCAGAAGCAAUGGAGGAUCAUAUGAACUUUGGCUUAUGUACAUCAACAGUCGAAAACAACUGGAUGAUCGAUUGGUUGCGUAUGAGGUUGCUAUUUCAGCACUUUGUCGUGGUGCUUCUUCCUGUGGAAAGAAUGUAAUGCAUAUGAGUGCAUGCAUCUUAGACCUGGUUUUGCAAAUGAUGGAUUGUUUGUGCAUGUCUGGGAAUGUUGCGAAAGCCAUCCAGACAGUAUAUAGACUCUUCCCUGCUACAGCAAAUUCUGAUGGGCCUCACUGUUCGAUGUUUUCUGAUAUCCUCACAUGCUUAACCAUUUCUGACAAAUGUGUAUUAUGGGUUUCUUGUAUUUACUUGGUUAUUUACAGGAAGCUGCCAGAUGCUGUGGUGCAGCGGUUAGAGCUUGAGAAAGAACUCCUUUCAGUCGAAUGGCCCUCUGUUCAUAUAGGCAACGAUGAAAAGAAAAGGGUUCUACAGUUGUUAGAAAUGGUAGUAAGUUGUGUUGACUCAUACAUCAAUAGCGGAUCAUUUGGGAGUGAAACUGAUGUUAAAUCAGCUCAAGUUUUUGCACUCAAUCACGUUAAGUGUUUGGUUGCACUCGGUAGUCCUGACUGCAGUCGAAGUAUGUUUGAAAAAUACAGAAAAGUGUAUCCAUCUUGCUUAGAACUUGUUCUGAUAUCUGCACGAGUGCCAAACUAUGAUUCCGAGAAUAUGAGUUUUAUCAGGUUUGAAGAAGCCCUUCAUAACUGGCCAAAAGAAUCCCCUGGAAUUCACUGCAUCUGGAAUCAGUAUGCUGAAUAUGCCCAACAGAAUGGAAAACCUGAUCUUGUGAAAAAUGUCAUGACACGCUGGUAUAACUCGGUUUGGAAAGUUCAGUACCCCGGAAGUGAAAAUUUGAAAGCCAUAGAUGGUGGGAACUCUCUUGUCUCUCCUAAAACGGAUUCAAUGUUGAAGUCCCACGUCGUGUUACCUAGCACAAAUCAUACGGAUAUAAUGUUUGGAUAUCUUAAUCUCUUCCUUUACAACUUUUUGCAAAAUGAUAAAGUUGAGGCUCACUCAGCUAUUGACCAGGCAUUGAGGGCCGCCACUACUCUCAUGAGUUUCAAUCAUUGUGUAAAGGAGCAUGCCUUGUUUUUGCUCAAUGAUGAGUCACAAAAGAGUGAUGUUCCUAUUAGUUGGCAAAUCACUACGUUGAAUAUGUAUUUGGAAAUUGCUCGGUAUUUCCAAGUCUGCGAGCCUCUAUCUAGACAUUUUAUCACUGUGAUUGAGAAGCCAAGAGUGCAGCAACUUGUUCGAAACAUUCUGAGUCCAGUCUCGUCUGAUUCUUCUCUUGUGAACUUGGUCCUUGAAGUCUGGUACGGCCCAUCACUUUUGCCCCAAAAUCUAACUCAGCCAAAGGGUCUAGUCGAUUUUGUGGAAGCCAUAUUGGCAUUGGCACCAUCCAACUACGAGUUAAUGUUUUCUGUGUGUAAAAUGUUAAGCCGAGGUGAUCACGGUAGGGACGUUUCUUCCAGUAUUUUGUUUUGGGCUAGCUCAACCUUGGUCGAUGCAUUCUUUCAUGCAGUCCCAAUUCCACCUGAGCUCGCAUGGGUCAAUGCUGCAGAUAUAAUGGACAAUAUUCCGGGCAUGGAGGCCAUACUUGCAAGGUUUUAUAGAAAGGCUGUAACAGCAUAUCCAUUCUCCCUCAAGUUGUGGAAGUGUUAUUACAAUCUAACCAGUAAGAUUGGAGACCGGAACAUUGUCGUGGAAGCAGCAAGAGAGCUAGGCAUCGAGCUCGAGUGAAGUCCCUUUUCCAGGAAUCGAGUGUAUAAUGUUAGGUUGGUAUAUGCAGAAUUUGCCACAGAAAAGACAUGCCGUUUUUACUGGAGAUGAUUUGGAUUUUGAGGAAGUUGGUACAUAUUGAGCCAGUUCAUCUGUAAUGAGAGAGAUUGGUGUGAAAGUAGGAACACGGUAAAAACAUACAAAUUAUAGGAACUGAAUUGAAAAUAGGAAUGAUAUCUGUUGAUGGAUACUGAAACUGAAUAGGUGAAGAUUUCUUGGAUAUAAAUACUACUUUUGUGCUCAUUUGCCUU